UUGUUGGCGCGUAAACCCACAUUUUCGCUAUUCUUACCGACAGUGAUCUUUGCUUCUCUAUUACACUCUCUUCCUCCACAACCACUACGCCUGCAUCUGAGGAUCUCCCCCUCAAAUCCGCCGCUAAGAUCUCCUUUUCCCCUUCUCUCACACAUACUCUCUCCCCAUGGAUUUCGCAUCCAGCUGCAGAUCUUAUCCCAAUCUUUGUCUCAUUAUCACAUUCUCAAUAUUCUUAUUUUCAAAAAUUAAUCUCUCUGACGCCUCUAUCCAUAUCUACGACAAAGAGAAAUUCAAUGAAGUUGGAAACGCUUACCUUCUUGCUGGUGGCAGCGAAGGCAUUGUUGCCUCGGACUCUUCGGCCUCCAAUGGCCGCUCUUAUAUUAGGUUUAGGGAUAUCACUUUUUGGAGGACCAAGGCUGCAGCUGAGGAGCAUUCAGGAACGGAACAUAGUACAGGAUUGAUACAGGUUGUGAUUUUUGAGGCAGCUGACCGGAAUAAUAUUGGUGGUUCUGCUUAUGGAGGACAAAGAUCGAUUUGUUGCACACCUGAUCUUGCUAAGCUAGAAGGUUGCAAGCAAGGUGAAGUCAUUAGAAUACCUUCAGCAACAGACAUUAACUGGCCUAUUGUUUUGAAUGUUCAAUUCAGUGGUAACUACUUAAACACUAACAUAAGAGAUCAGUAUGUUAACAUCACAAAGACUGGAAUGUAUAACUUGUUCUUUAUCGCGUGUGAUCCACAACUCAAGGGACUAAUAAUGAGUGGGAAGACAGUUUGGAAGAAUCCUGAUGGCUAUUUACCUGGUAGGAUGGCCCCUUUAAUGAAGUUUUAUGUGUUCAUGUCUCUUGCAUAUCUUUUGCUCAGUGUUAUUUGGUUCACCCAGUACAUGAGGUUUUGGAGGGACAUAUUGCAACUUCAGCAUUGCAUCACAGCUGUUAUUGCCCUGGGAUUGUUUGAGAUGAUUCUUUGGUAUUCUGAAUAUGCAAAUUUUAACAGCACAGGAGUGAGGCCAGUUGCAAUUACUACCUGGGUUGUGACAGUUGGAGCAGUUAGGAAAACUCUCUCUCGCCUCCUUAUACUUUCAAUUUCAAUGGGUUAUGGUGUUGUGCGGCCCACACUUGGUGGUCUUACCUCAAAGGUGCUUCUUAUUGGGUUUACAUAUUUUUUGGCAUCUGAAUUGCUCGAUAUUACUGAGUUUGUUGGGAAUAUCAAUGAUGUAUCAGGAAGAGCAAGACUGUUUUUAGUCCUUCCUGAUGCAUUCUUGGAUGCAUUUCUGAUACUCUGGAUAUUUACAUCUCUUUCAAGAACAUUGGAGCAGCUACAGGUGAAAAGAAGUUCCGUUAAGUUGGAUAUCUAUAGGAAGUUUUCAAAUGCACUAGCUGCAGCAGUGAUAGCUUCUGUUGCUUGGAUUGCAUAUGAGGUUUACUUCAAAGCAACAGACCCAUUUAAUGAAAGGUGGCAAAGUGCUUGGAUUAUUACUGCUUUCUGGGACAUUCUUGCAUUGGCUUUGCUCUGUGUUAUUUGUUAUCUCUGGGCUCCUUCUCAAAGUGCACAACGGUAUGCCUACUCAGAAGAAGCGGGAGAAGAAUCGGAUGAUGAAGAAGCGCAAUCUCUAACAAGAGGAAAAUCAGAUGGUGAUAUAGGUUUAGUUGAGAAGAAAGAGAGGAAUGGUGGGAAUACGGAGGGUUUUGAUCAAGAGUAUGAGACAGAAGAGGAUAAAAGAGAAUAAUUACUGGUAAACAUAUUCUUUCAGAGACCUCAUUUAGCAAGUGCUAAACAAAUCCUGUCAAUUUGAGCUCAGAGAUGACAUUUUAUAGAAUCUUCCACAUGGCCUGCAGAGGUUUAAAAUUUUGACAUCAUGUGAUUCUGCUAAUUUGAUCAGUGAGUAUACUGCCUGAUAUUGUUGUAUGAUCAUCUUUAUGUAAGUAUAUCAGUGGAUAAAUCCUGUCAAAAAAAAAAAAAAAAGGAAAAGAUUGA
This is a messenger RNA of Jatropha curcas, 1974 nucleotides long. Its product is annotated as Lung seven transmembrane receptor family protein. The record is from RefSeq and is a predicted model, not a curated record. NCBI's taxonomy places the organism in Eukaryota, Viridiplantae, Streptophyta, Magnoliopsida, Malpighiales, Euphorbiaceae. Gene Ontology annotation, biological process: transport. Gene Ontology annotation, cellular component: Golgi apparatus; membrane.